Molecule: messenger RNA, 608 nt
Organism: Telopea speciosissima
Lineage: Eukaryota; Viridiplantae; Streptophyta; Magnoliopsida; Proteales; Proteaceae
Exons: 2
Coding region: 153-371 (72 amino acids)
Source: RefSeq, a predicted model, not a curated record
GUGUCCCUAAGGUUCCCACCUCAAUAUCUAGUUUUCUGUCAAGCCCUUUAACAAACAUAAUACUUGCAUCCUCGCAAUCUCUUCGCUUUUGUUGUAUACGAAGAAAACCAGAGACUCCAAUUCUGAUCUGAUCUGCGGCACAGGAGAACGAGAUGGGGUACGUUUUGAGAGUUAGGUUAGCAUCUUUCUUUGCAGGUGCUGCAACAGCGUCAGCUGUUGGUCUAUAUGUCCUUCAAAAGGAUUAUCAGGUCGCUCACGAGUCCAUCUCUCGGCAGAUGAGAGGCCUCUAUGAGUCUUUGGAUGGACGUGUCUCAGCUCUGGAGAAGUUGAAAGAAGCUGAGGCUCCUCAGCAUGUGGAAGCCACUGAGUAGUGUCACUGAGGUUUGGUUUGUCAGCUCCUUGAAAUGUUUGUUCUCAGUAUGCCAACUGCUUGUGUUGUUUUUUUUUUAAAUUUUUGGGGCAAUAAUCUCAACUCAGCUAAUUUGCAUGUGACUUUACUCGGUGAUUAUAACUGAAAUGAAGAUUUUCUGCAUACAAAUUUCAUUUAGUCUGAAUGGGCUAAUAUUUAUGCCGCAAUUUGGAUGAUUAAGCAUUUGUCAUUGUUGUCU